AUUCCUACCCUGGAACUACCCUUUGAAAUUUCUCCGUCAUGCGUUCACGGCUGAAUCAUCAGAGCUCAGACACAAUUCCGCCAAGAUCGCCCACAAACUUCGACUCCACAAUCUCUCUUUCUCUCUCUACCCUAUAUCCCCUCCGUUCAUAGUCCGUUACCAUAGCGGUUACAGUUAAUUCACUGUUAAGAAACGUCAAAGCCGACGAUGAACUCCUCGAAAACCCGACGGAAGGUGGCGCCCGCCACCGAGAACGGCGAUUCCGCCGACAAGUUAGACCAGCUCCUUCUCUCUUCCGCCAUCUGCAACGGCGAGGACUUAGGCCCAUUCGUCCGCAAGGCCUUUGCCGCCGGUCAUCCGGAGACUCUCCUCAACCACCUCCGCCACUUCUCCAGAUCCAAAGAGUCCGAAAUCGAGGAGGUAUGUAAAGCUCACUACCAGGACUUCAUCAUGGCCGUCGACGACCUCCGCUCCCUCCUCUCCGAUGUCGAGUCCCUCAAAUCGUCUCUCUCCAAUUCAAACACUCAACUCCAAGCCGUCGCUGUUCCUCUCCUGACCUCCCUGGAUUCCUUCGUCGAGGCUCGAAACAAAUGCCAAAACAUUACUCUCGCGAUCGAUUCACUUCGCACUUGUAUCCAACUGAUGGAACUCUGCUCUCGAGCUAAUUUCCAUCUCUCUCAGAAUAACUUUUACAUGGCUUUGAAGUGCGUUGACUCUAUUGAGAUAGGGUUUGAGAGCAAAACGCCUUCGUCUACGCUUCGGAGAAUGCUGGACAAACAGAUUCCGGCUAUUCGAUCUCACAUCGAACGGAGAAUUAACAAGGAAUUUGGGGAUUGGCUUGUGGAGAUCCGAAUAGUGAGUAGGAAUUUGGGGCAACUGGCGAUCGGACAAGCCUCGGCUGCGAGGCAGAGAGAAGAAGAGCUGCGAAUCAAGCAAAGACAAGCCGAAGAACAGAGCCGACUCAGUCUCAGAGACUGUAUUUAUGCUUUGGAAGAAGAAGAAGAUGACGCACUUAACGGGAUCGGAGAUUACGGUAAGGAUGGGUAUGUUAACGGUGGGAGUGGAACGUUGGGGUUUGAUUUGACGCCGUUAUAUAGGGCUUAUCAUAUACACCAGACGUUGGGGCUUGAAGAUCGGUUCAAACAGUACUACUUCGAGAAUCGGAAGCUUCAAUUGACUUCGGACUUCCAGGUAUCCUCGAUGACUCCUUUUCUUGAAUCUCAUCAGACAUUUUUCGCUCAAAUUGCCGGUUUUUUCAUUGUUGAAGAUCGAGUUUUGAGAACUGGUGGUAGUCUGAUUUCGAAAAUGGAAGUGGAAAAUUUGUGGGAUACUGCUAUGAGUAAAAUGUGUUCUGUGUUAGAAGAUCAGUUUUCUAGAAUGCAAACCGCAAAUCAUUUGUUGUUGAUAAAGGACUAUGUGAGUUUGCUUGGAGUGACAUUGCGUCAAUAUGGGUACCCUGUCGAUGCUUUGCUUGAUGUAUUGAGUAAGCACAGAGAUAAAUAUCAUGAGCUAUUGUUGUCCGAUUGUCGAAAACAAAUUUCUGAGGCUCUUGCUGCUGAUAAGUUUGAGCAGAUGUAUAUGAAGAAGGAGUAUGAAUAUUCGAUGAAUGUGCUCUCGUUUCAGAUACAAACUUCAAAUAUUAUACCGGCAUUUCCCUACAUUGCUCCGUUUUCUUCUACUGUGCCGGAUUGUUGUCGUAUUGUUAGGUCAUUUAUCGAGGAUUCAGUGAGUUUCAUGUCAUAUGGUGGCCAGCUUGAUUUCUAUGAUGUUGUGAAGAAGUACUUGGACAGGCUUUUGACUGAGGUCUUGGGUGGGACUCUGUUGAAGCUUAUUAAUUCAUCAAUUCAUGGUGUCACUCAGGCGAUGCAAAUGGCAGCAAAUAUGGCCGUGUUUGAGCGUGCUUGUGAUUUCUUCUUUCGUCAUGCUGCACAGCUUUCUGGAAUUUCAUUAAGAAUUGCUGAGAGGGGUAGGAGGCAGUUUCCACUUACCACAGCCCGGGAUGUGGCUGAAGAGAUGCUCGCUGGUUUGCUUAAACAAAAGGUUGAUGGGUUUAUGAUGUUGCUUGAGAACGUUAACUGGAUGGCUGAUGAGGCUCCACAGGGUGGGAAUGAGUAUGUAAUGAGGUGAUUAUUUUUCUGGAAACUUUGGUUUCAACUGCUCAGCAAAUAUUACCAGUUCAAGUUCUUAAAAGAGUUUUGCAGGAUGUUCUUUCUCACAUAUCGGAGUUGAUUGUUGGGGCUUUAAAUGGGGAAUCAGUUAAAAGGUUUACUGUGAAUGCUAUCAUGGGUGUUGACAUAGAUAUUCGGUUGUUGGAAUCCUUUGCGGAGAAUCAAGCUUCUCUUUUAUCUGAUGCAGAUGCAAAUGACUUGAAAACAGCACUUGCUGAGGCAAGGCAACUAAUUAAUUUGCUUUUAAGCAAUCAUCCAGAGAAUUUUCUGAAUCCAGUAAUCAGGGAAAGAAGUUUUAAUGCUCUGGACUACAGGAAAGUAGUGAUCAUUUCAGAGAAGUUGAGGGAUCCUUCAGAUCGGCUCUUUGGCACCUUUGGAUCCAGGGGAUCCAAGCAAAAUCCUAAAAAGAAAUCUCUGGAUUCAUUGAUAAAAAGACUCAGGGAUGUGAAUUGAUUUCAUUCCAAACUCUAUAUACAUGCCUAAUCACAGCCAAGAAAGGCAUGGUUAUAUGCUGAUGAGUAUAUUAAGAAGAUCCGAGGACUAAUACCGAUGCAUAGUUCAAGUAAUGAUAAAUUUGUGCACAAUUCCUACGGCGGCGGCAGGAGUAGAGAUUUUUGAACCCGACACAUCCAUUUCACGAUCCUUUUCGAGCCGUUGUUCUGGGAUUGGAUUGCAAAGAGAGCAAGAAUGCUUUGAAGCUCAACAACGUCAAAGCCCGUUGAAAGCCAGCUCAAAAGCUUUCUUGCCAAGUCACGAUCUAUCUUUUCUAAGGACUUCCGGAAGCAGAAAGUUCAAACAAACAAAAAAUCUGUCGACUGCAAAAAAUAGGCGAGGGUUAAUGCCACUCGUUUAGCAGAUGAAUGUUGAGUGGGGCUUGCUGUAGCCUGUAUCAUGGUUUUAUGGUUGCAUUGGCAUAAUGGAAUUAUUUUUUAGUGGAAUUUAUAA
Molecule: messenger RNA, 3113 nt
Organism: Ilex paraguariensis (yerba mate)
Lineage: Eukaryota; Viridiplantae; Streptophyta; Magnoliopsida; Aquifoliales; Aquifoliaceae
Source: the annotation of a GenBank genome assembly